Messenger RNA from Pyrenophora tritici-repentis Pt-1C-BFP, 876 nucleotides. RefSeq names its product SUI1, Translation initiation factor 1 (eIF-1-SUI1). The record is from RefSeq and is a predicted model, not a curated record. NCBI's taxonomy places the organism in Eukaryota, Fungi, Ascomycota, Dothideomycetes, Pleosporales, Pleosporaceae. Gene Ontology annotation, molecular function: mRNA binding; translation initiation factor activity. Gene Ontology annotation, biological process: formation of translation preinitiation complex; translation reinitiation.
ACGCUCUCUUUCGCGUCGAGUUCCCAACACUCAACGCAGCAACCUCGAGCUUGCACAUUGGUCGAACAAUUGCCAUUGAGAAUUCCACAAUGUCGGAAGAGACAGCAUUACCGAAGCCCGUCAUCUACUGCGGAGUAUGCAGUCUACCACCUGAAUACUGCGAGUUCGGUGGUACAACCAAAAAAUGCGAGGAAUGGCUUGAGGAGGCACAUCCAGAUCUGCACGCGAAGCUGUAUUCAGCAGAAGCGCUACAGCAGAACAUGGCCUCUCUCUCCGUCGACGCCCAAAAACGAGCGGAAAAAGACGCGCAAAAGAAGGCUGCCAAAGCCGCAACCGCCGAAGCACGAGCAGCUGAGACGCGCGCCUCUUCCAAGAUCCUGAUCAAGCGUAUCGAGCGCAACAAGCGGAAAUAUGUUACAGCUGUACAAGGUCUCGAGGCAUUUGGCCUGGACAUCAAAAAGGUCGCCAAGGACUUCGGCAAGAAGUUUGCGACAGGAUCAAGUGUUACCAAGAUCCCAGGCGGCGGCGAGGAAAUCACAGUGCAGGGAGACUUGAGUGAGGAAAUAUUGGAAUUCUUGGUGGACAAAUACGAAGGUGUGCCAGAAGACAAUGUGGAGAUGAUCGAGGACAAGAAGAAGAAGAAGGCCGAGGGUGUUUGAGGAGGUGCGAAAUGAGUACAUGGUGUGGAAGAUUAUGACUAGUAGGCGUUGAGAUGGAGUACGGAUGAUGGCAUCUGUAGCAGCAUAAAUACUGGAGUUCGUUGCUAGAGAUGGGCGCAUGUGAGCGCGCUAUGUACAAGAAUAGUGGCUGGUAGCUAGAAGCAAAUCAAGCUGCAGAGAGGAGCACAGAGUCAAUGAUAACUUCGUACUGAGUAAA